CACUCCGCAGUGAAGGGGUUAACGGCAGCAUGGCGCACGCGGAGCCCGCCUCCCCGAGUGACGUCAUCAGAGGGGGACGGAAGUGUCCUAUUUCCAGUCUGUGGUGGUGGAGGAUUGUUAUGGCUUCAGAAGAUGACAUUAAUCUCUUAGUAAUCGUGGUGGAUGUGAACCCGAUAUGGUGGGGGCAGCAGGCGCUCAAUCAGUCAGCGGUCACACUUCCAAAAUGCAUUGAUGCCGUUAUGGUGAUGGGAAAUUCUCAUUUAUUCAUGGGCCGGAAUAACAAACUUGCUGUAAUUGCCAGCCAUUUGCAGGAGAGUCGCCUUCUUUUUCCAGGCAAGCAGUGGAGGUGUGGAGAUUUGACUGGAGAAUCUGCUAUUCUGGAAUCUAAUGUAUCGGGCAGCAAGGAUGGCAAAUAUGAAUUACUGACGGCCGCCAAUGACCUGAUUGCCGAUGAAAUUAAAGAUCUCAUGACAAAAACUGUGGAAAUGAAAGGACAACGGACUGACACUGUUCUGGCUGGAUCUUUAGCAAAAGCUCUUUGCUAUAUUAAUAGGAUAAGCAAAGAAUCUAAAGCUGGUGAGGAAGUGAAAUCCAGGAUACUUGUGGUUAAAGCAGCAGAAGAUAGUGCGUUACAGUACAUGAACUUCAUGAAUGUCAUAUUUGCAGCACAAAAGCAGAACAUUCUCAUUGAUGCAUGUGUACUGGACUCCCAUUCUGGACUUCUCCAGCAGGCCUGUGACAUAACAGGUGGUCUAUAUCUGAAGAUACCACAAGUGAACUCCCUUCUGCAAUACUUAUUGUGGGUUUUCCUCCCUGAUCCAGAUCAAAGGUCACAGCUCAAUCUCCCCCCUCCUGUUCAUGUGGAUUACAGGGCAGCAUGUUUCUGCCACCGGAACCUGAUAGAAAUUGGUUAUGUUUGCUCUGUCUGUCUAUCAAUAUUCUGUAAUUUCAGUCCCAUCUGCACAACCUGCGAGACUGCCUUUAAGAUUUCAUUGCCACCAGUUAUGAAGGCAAAGAAGAAGAAAUUAAAAGCUUUGUUUUAGGAGGAGGUUGCUCUGCAGGUUACAACAACAAGCCUUAGAUGAACUUCUUGGAACUUCUUUAAUAUUUAACACGAUCUCAUAUUUUAAUGACCGUAUCAAACAACAGGAAACCCAUAAAUCAUGUGUCACAAAGAAAGCGACAUGGCAACAAAGGAGCAGCUGUGUCCUGAAGUGUUUAUAUUCAGCUAAUAUUACAGCUACCUGCACAAGUCAUAGGGACCAAUCCAUAGAGAAUUGCAAGAGUAUAAACCGUCCACAAUGCUGUCUUGUAUACCCAGAAGAAUAUUGCUCAUUGUGGAAUUUUUAUUUGUUUCCGUUAUUUAUACAUGCACAAUUUUUGUACAAUAAAUAAAAAUGUGGACAGUUUAUGGAUUUUUUUUUUUUGUAUACACUUUGCAGAAAAUUUUACUAAGUAAGAAAAAAUGGUAACUUUUAUCCUCAUGCCACAACCUGUAACAAAUCAC
Molecule: messenger RNA, 1507 nt
Organism: Hyla sarda
Lineage: Eukaryota; Metazoa; Chordata; Amphibia; Anura; Hylidae
Gene: GTF2H3
Product: general transcription factor IIH subunit 3
Exons: 13
Coding region: 30-1043 (337 amino acids)
Biological process (GO): nucleotide-excision repair; regulation of DNA-templated transcription
Cellular component (GO): transcription factor TFIIH holo complex; transcription factor TFIIH core complex
Source: RefSeq, a predicted model, not a curated record